Dunckerocampus dactyliophorus (ringed pipefish) is the source of this 7417-nucleotide messenger RNA. It is a transcript of the gene jakmip1, whose product is annotated as janus kinase and microtubule interacting protein 1. The record is from RefSeq and is a predicted model, not a curated record. The transcript is spliced from 18 exons. NCBI's taxonomy places the organism in Eukaryota, Metazoa, Chordata, Actinopteri, Syngnathiformes, Syngnathidae. The coding region runs from base 659 to 5341 and encodes 1560 amino acids. Gene Ontology annotation, molecular function: microtubule binding; kinase binding; GABA receptor binding.
AGGCCUUUUUGAUAAAUAGUGCACUUUUCUGCAGAUGAAUCACCUGCAACCAUGUGAAACAUAAAUAUAUAUGUAUACAGUACGUAAAUGAGAUGCACGAGUUAUUUAUAAAUGACUACUAUACUGAUCUUUGGACCUGGAACAAAAACAUUCAUGCCGCAGAUGAUUUGGAUUCAUGUGAGGGGAGGGGGAAAGAGCCACAGAGCAGAGCAGAAGAGCAGGAGGGAUUCUGGCAAAGUAUGACUUCUGUGGUGUUUCUAAGGAAACAAGCAGGGCAACACAAGUUUGCAAAGCCGCUCUGAUGAGCUCACUGGCAGCUCGGAUCUGCUUGGAGGAGGGGGAACUGCCAUCGCAGUGCAACAUACGAGUAACUCACCAGUGGAUGGGCACAUGACCCCGACAGAGAUGGGGAGAACUGAAAACAAUCCUGUUACCAUGGUUACAGUUGGCGGCAACAAGUACCUGCACUUUUAGUUGUGUGCAUGGUGAGAGUGAGGGCCUUUCAGGGGGAAUCCAAGUUCAACCAUACGGUCAGAGACAGGAUCAGAGAGUAAAGAGAAGAGCAGGGAGGAGUUUGACGCUCCAUCAGCUUGUCUCCUGACUCGCACCCCAGCCGGCUCAGAGACGCUGCACGCUGAGGAGGGAUGAGGUUAGGACCAUGACUCGGGAUGAUGUGGAACGUGUGUGGCAGGAGAGAUUGCAGCGCUGUCAGAGGCAGCUGAAGGCCAAAGAGGACGAGAUGUGUCGCCAGUCCCGAUACUUUGACAGUUUUAAAGCACAACUCCAACACAAGCUCGGCCAGGCGAGGGACAGAGAGGAGAGCCUACAGAAGCGCAUCUACGCGUUAGAAAAGCAGCUCCUGGACGUGGCUGUUAGUGUGGCCACUGAUGCCGGGACAUUGAGUGCGGUGAGAAUUACAGCCAAGACUGAAACACGCUGGCAGCAGCAUGAGAGGCUUCCUGGCGCUAGAGGAGAGGGUGAAGGAGAGGAGGAGAAAAAUGGAGGCAGGAGGCACCCAAACCUAGGAGCCGAGAGAGAUGGAACACAUGAGGAUAAGCCGGAACAAGAAAAAGUGAGGCUGCAAGGUUUCAUUGUGAACCUGCAGGAGGAUCUCAGGGUGCUGCUGGAGAGACAAGAAAGCGGGGUGACAGAGCGGAGGAGGCUGAUGGAGCAGCUGCAGGAAGCACAGGAGAACAGCCAGUUGCUGUGCUGCGAGGUGGAGGAGAUGAAGGUGGAGAUCCAACAACUGAAGUUGUCUGAAAGCAUCCUUAUUAAGGAGGUGGAAGACCUCCAACGAGACCUUCAGGGUUCAACUAAACAAACUCCCUGUCACUUAACCACCACCUUUGCUGAUGUUUGCUCUGUUCCCUCCAGCGCUCAUACCACUGGACAUCAUUCACAAGGAAGCUCUGAAAAGGUGCUGGAUGACCAAGAUGCAGUUCCAGUUGUUCAGCACCAGGUGGCAGCAGGGAGCCCAAAAAGUGGAGCAUCAGCUCCCAUCCUUACUGCCAAAUGUGGAUCUCAGCAUUCAUCUAAAAUGGACUCUUUUCCUCGCCUCAGUCUACAGUCACUAGAUGUGUGGGGCUCUACAAGGUGCUUCAACCUGGAGGAAACCCACAGCGAGGAAUCUGAUGCCCUGAGGGAGGCGUACAGGAGCUUGGGGUUAGGUGAGGACCUUGAGGGUCUCAGAGAGCAAUAUGACCAUCUGGAGGCCGCCCUGCAGCACUCAAAGGAGCAGCUUCAGGUGAUGGCUGAGGAGAAUGAUCAACUGAAAUUUCUACUCAGGAGUCAAGCUGAGGCGAAGCAGAUGCCUGAGAUGAGCACUACAUCAUCUCCUGUCCAAAAUGACAUCACCCACAGUGAUCUUCUCCAGGCUCUAAAUCGGGAGAACCGAGCCUUAGCUGUCCGGAUCCAGGAGCUACUGGAUCACAUUGAGCUGAACGAUGAAGAAAUUAAGAGCGAGCGGUCUCAGCUGAGGAAGCAUAUUUUGUGUCUGGAAGAAGACAGAGCCAAGCUAGAGCAGGAGAAGGAAGAGCACGGCUGCCUGAUCACUGAACUCACCCGAAAGACCGAAGAUGAUCUCAAUACUAUCAUGGAGCUGCAGCAAAAACUAGAAGAUGAGAGGUUGGAGUGGAGUGAACAAAAGAACGUACAGUGUGGAUCUACAUGCACAGUAUUGGGGAGGUGUCAAGAGAAGAAACCCACAGAAUGCUCAGUGCAGAGUGUGGCAACAGAGGAACUACCACAGCUGGUAUCAAGUCAACAAGUAGAUAUCACCGCAUGUUUAAAGCCUGCUUGCCAACACAACAACCUGAGCAGCCUGAAAGUGGAGCAAGAGGAGCUAACUUCCUCUGUCCUUUCCCUCAAAAAAGAACAAGAAGAAGUCUCUCUGUCGGUCCAGGCACAAACUGAAGAGAAACAACAUUUAACUCGGGCGGUCUGGGCACUCAAAGAGGAGAAAGACAAGCUCUCUCGAUCUCUGCACGGUCUUAAGCAGGAGAGGGAGCAUCUAAUCAGGGCGGUCAGUGGCGUGAAGGACGAGAAAGCUCGCCUCUUCCAGUCCGUGAGUGAGCUAAAAGAAGCAAAAGACAAGCUCACUGAGUGUUUCCCGGCCCUUGAAAGAGAAAAGGAGAAACUGCUAGAAUCGCUCUCGAGUGGAAAAGAGGAGGCCAAUCACAUUGCUCAGUCAGUAGAACAUUUGCAGAGAGAGAAGGAGCAGUUAAGUCAAAGCGUUUUGACAUUGACAGUGGAGACAUGCAAACUGUCUGACUCCCUCAAGCGUCUGAAAGAGCAGACUGAUCAGGCUCACCCGUCACGUCAUUUACAACAGGACGGUGACGGGCUGCUCAAGUCAAUUAGCAGGUUGAAAGAGGAAAAAGACAGAAGUGAACAUUCAGUCAGAUGUUUAAAACUGGAGGAAGCACAGAUAAUGCAAUCACUUCAAGCUUUACGAGAAGAAAGGAACAGUCAACGCAGUCAGAUGCGAGAGAAGCAAUCUAAUCAUGCCGUGACUGGAGAGGAAAAAGGACAAAAUGCGACUGGAAGCUUCAAUGGAAAGAAUAUGCAGGAGCAGAGGGAGCUACUGAGGGAGAUUGAAGACUUGACAGCAGAACUGAAGAAGUCUCAAGAGGAAUUGCAGAAAAGACGCGUAGAGACCGCAGAUCUACACAGGCAGCUGAGUCAGUCAGAAGCCUGGAGGCAGGAUGCAGAGAGGAAAGCUGCUCAAGCAGUUGACGAGGUGAAGAGAAUGACGGACUUAAUCACGCAAACAGAAGAACUCAGCAUGGCGAAUGGCCACCUCACCACACAGGUGACAGCGCUGCAGAGCAAAGUGGACCUCCUUGCCAGGGAGAAGGCCGCCACUCUGUCACUGAAGGCAGACAUUGAGGACCAAUACAGCAUCCUCACAGCUCAGCUCAAAGCCAAGACGGUGGCUCUGGAGGAGCUGAACGCUGAGUAUAUCACUCUGAAAAACGGGCGUGGCAACAAAGACGACCUGAGCGCUCUCAUGUCCCUCCGAACACGUUACAACGACAUCCAAGCCAAGUAUGAUGCGCUCCUGAAAACGAGGAUCCCGACAGAUGUGGAUGUAGUUCCUUUAAAGGCCAAGCUCUCAUCCCUGGUGCUGAAGUGUCAAGAGAGAAACAAUUUAUUGGCACAGAUGAUGAGAGCCUUGCGUGGGCACGGCCCCGUGGACCCCACGCUGACACAGCAAGUUGAUCAACUGCUCAACGACGCAGCGCUGCUUCAAUACACCACUGCAUUCACACAAACGAGUUUUACAAAGGGCCUGGACCGUGGACUCACAGCAGGAUUUAUUUCCAAUUUUCAAAAGUACACUUGGUCUGCAGAAGCUGGAGGCCAACAAAAUCAAAAUGAGUUCCACACAGAGCAGAAAACAAGACACCAUUCUUCUUCAGAAGCGUGGACAACAACUCUGCCCGACUGCAGUGGUGAUGCCAUGCCUGCACCAGCUGUUAUAAGAAAGAAAAAUGACAUUUCACCUGUGCCAACCCUGCAAGAGGACAACACGGUGCCAUCAUCACCUGAACCAAAACUGAAAGAAGUUUUCAGUCUUGACACACCACAGCUGCUCCCCUCUGACGAGGAACCAGAAAAAAUGUCUCCUCUGGAUAAAAGGCCAGAGUCAUCAUCCCCUUGUUCAUUCAACAUGCCCGACCCAAGCGGGUCUCGCCGAAGUCCUGCACCUCCCCUCUCAGUCAGCUGUGUGAGGAGGAGGCUGAGCAGUCCGGAGAAAAUCCUCAACCUCCAAGAGCAAUUGCAGCAGGCGUUGUUGAGUUUCUCUCAGGCUUCUGUAAGCAGAGGAAGAGGUGAACAGUCCAGAAGAAGUUUUUCAUUCUCAGCUCCCGCAUCCCCAAGUCCAUCUGCUCAGACAAAGCUACAAGCCGUCAGAACCACUGCUCCACCUAGUGGCCCUCUCCCGUUCAGCACGGCUUCAAGCCUGGCCAAGCCCCCUCCUGCACUCUCAACCACACCUGUUGCUAGAAAUCAGCCAACAACGCUUUUUAACGCAGUCACCGCCAGAUCCGCCAACAGGACCUUCACACCUCAUUCGCUGUCGAACCAUCGCUUUAAAGCAGCCGUCCUCUCCACGACCUCUACUCCUUCGCUCUCUGCUCACUCGUUCAUUAGCAACGCUACAUCAAGCAAAGCCAAAUCCACCACAAGCAGUGACACUAAUGUACCAGCACCCCUAAACCUGAACAGUGCUGCUGAUGUGGCCAAUGCUGACCAUACAUCUUCGUUAACUACAGCAAUCUUUAAAGCUACUAACGCUAAUGACUUCACUGCCUCGGACACAACUGCCAUAACAAACGAGACUGCCCACAAGGCUGAUGAUGUCAGCGCGGCAUCAAAGCCUGACGGUGCUGCUUCUGCACGUGACCGCCUCGAAAUGACUACAUUCCACACCCAACUUUUGCAACACUCCCCUGAGAGACGAACAAAGUCUGCAGCAAGGUCCCAUAGCGCUCCGGAGAAGAUGAGACCUUCAAGACCCAAAGCAGAAGCUCCAGCGGAGGUGCGCUCUGUGGAGGUCAUCAAACAAGUGGGUCAGAGCAGCCUCCUGAUUGGCUGGGAGAGGCCCCCUCUGGACGAGCUGGGGUGCAGUCACGGCACGUUUGUGUAUGGCUACAGGGUGUUUGUGGAUGGGGAGUUCUACAAGUCUGUCAUGAGCUCUGCGUGCACCAAGUGUGUCCUGGAAAAUGUGGAUUUGACUGAACCAGUAGAGAUUGGUGUUCAAACACUGGGCUCUAAUGGGCUGAUUUCAACGAGUGUCCACGCCAUGUAUGUGUCUCCAGGUGGGGCAGGUCACCUUUGAAUCACACCGUCCUACCUAUGCCAUGACCCUGAGGGACUGUCCUUACUUCACACUGGGCCAGCUCAACAGUGACCUUGUCACAUGGUCGUGGUGGUCCAAUGAGCAUAUGUUGUACUGUGCCGGCUCACCUGACCUCAAAAGGAGCAAACUGAAGAUGGACUAAAAAAGGGGGGGUUGUAAAAGCAGGUGAAAACGAGUCUUUUUAUGUGAAGAUAUUUUUCUUGAAUUUCACAUCUUUGCAUCCAAUCAGUCCCAAGAAGGUGUUCCUCCCUUGCAAAGAAGCCAUUAACAAGACCAACUAGACUUGUGGAUGAUGUUUACACUGGUCUACACGGUCACAGGCCUUGUGUCUUACUAAUUCACUGAAGAGCUCUGCUGCUUCCUCCGGAUGCUCAUGAUGUUUUGUUUUUUUAAAGCGAUUCAACCUGCAUCAUGUUGGGACACAACAUUAUUUUUUACUCAGCGAGCCAAAUGCGAGAGACGAUUAUGAACUCCAAAGACUAUUUCCUGGAAGACAUGCAGCACAGAAUCUAUUUCAGUUUAUUUGCACACAAUCCUGUAUAAAAGUAGACUUAGAUGUCAUGUUUGCACACUACCUUUUUGAUCUCAUUCAAAUUCACAUCAGAUGUUUUUGCCACUUUUACAGUAUACGGGUGUAAAGUGAACACGGUGCGGCAAAUGUAUUUUUCUAACAGCAGUUGGUAUUAUUGUUUAGCCAACGACUCCUCGCAGCUGUACAGAGAAUAAAUGCUUAUAUAUCAUUGCCGUGUCUGGAGCUUGAUGCAAAGGGUUGACAAUAUAAGUGCAAUUUUCCACUUGGAACACUUAUAUGGCAGCUCUUCUCGGACUGUCGGUCGCGUUCUUGCUCUGAUGGCUUUUUGGCAUCACAGAUGUAGUGUAGUGGUACAUAAAAUAUUUCUCUCCACAUUCAGCGCUGAAGUUGAUCGAACACCCCAAAAACAAAAAAAAAAAAACAGGAACAAAAACCUGCUUAUGAAUCACCUGCUGUGCUGGACACUUUUGGUUUGCUGUUUGCUGACGCUCAGCAGAAAGUGCUGUUAGGCCAAGUUGAGCAGGAAAGGUGCUUAGCUCACCUAAACUUGUACAAACGUCUUCUACCUCUAUGACCUUUUUCUCCGUUUGAUGCUUGUCUUCUUUACUCUGACAUCAAACGGUAAGUGUGGAUGAAGGUGCAAGCUCGCGCCAUCAAUUAAAUGACGGAAGGAUGGCAGAGUUUGUUUUUUUUAACCUAUGUAUUCAAAGCAAAGUAACAAAUGUAUGUGCAGCUCAACGUGUCUUAGGUACAAAGGUUUGUGUGAAAAUUAUGCCUGUCCUUUGCGGGUCACGGGCUCUUUCUUCUUUGCAGUCAUGGCAAACUCAGUGGAGCUGCCGGCAGCCCCAAUGUGGAUCACAACCACAGUGUAGACCUUAGAUUUCCACUUGGGCCUCAAUAUUGUCAUUGCAUGGGUCACUGAGAAAUUAAGGAGCAUGUCUAAAAAAUGUCUCAAAUUUGACCAAAAUGGAGUUAUAACAUCCAAAUAUGCAGAUUCACACUAAAACGUAAUGGGUGUCGUGCAGUGGUGUGCAGUCAGCGCCAGCAAGACCUUCUCUGCUGGCCUAACCACUACCACCUGACCUGCAUUUACAGCAUAAAUUAUAGUUGUAAUAUUUGUUCCAUGAAAUUGUAUUAAUUUAUUCCAACAUUUAAUUCUUUUAAUUUCGUAGCAUGUAGUGUUAAGAUUUUUUUUGUCCAAUCAGAUGUCAGCCUCAUUGUGUUGCCAUAUUAAUAAUCUGCCCCGCGCCUCCAGAAUCAGGAGUGCUGUCCCAUGUCACAUACACACUAUUAGCAAUUGGGCUGGGGGGUUUUCUAGCCAAUCAGACUUCAUAUUUGCCCCUCAGGGCCAGCAAGCCGUGACACUUUUCCGUGUCAGAGCAACAGUUUUCUACAAGCCAAGUUCUGCCCACAAUGGCUGAUUUAGGAGGAGAAGUUGACAUCUCUGGUGAGUAGAUGUAUGAUAUUGGCCUGUAAGUAGGGAUGUAUGAUAUUGGCUUUUUUGACGAUAACUUGUAUACCGA